Daphnia pulex (common water flea) is the source of this 1137-nucleotide messenger RNA. Its product is annotated as ervatamin-B-like. Bases 59 to 1048 code for a protein of 329 amino acids. NCBI's taxonomy places the organism in Eukaryota, Metazoa, Arthropoda, Branchiopoda, Diplostraca, Daphniidae. Gene Ontology annotation, molecular function: cysteine-type endopeptidase activity. The record is from RefSeq and is a predicted model, not a curated record. The transcript has 9 exons. Gene Ontology annotation, cellular component: lysosome.
GUGUCGGUCUGACUGGCUAGCAUUUCCUUGGGAUCAAAGCACUUUGUGGAGAUUCGAAAUGAAACUCUUCUUUAUAUUGGCUGCCUUUGCAAUGGCCGUCUCGGUGGUCAACGGCUAUUCCGACGAUGACGCCUGGAGAGACUACAAGAAAAAGCACAAGUUAGACUACAACAUUGCAGGUGACGACGGAAGGCGAGACGGAUUGCGCAAGAAGAUUUUCCUCGCCCAGAGGGAAAGAAUUAAUAAACACAACAGCGAAAGCAACAACUAUUUACAAGCACUCAGUGAAUUUUCCGUUAUGACCGCCUGGGAAAAGAAACAAUUCCUCGGUAUUGAUUCUUCCAGGGUCCCUUCCGCCGAGUUUCUCAAGUCCAUUCCGGUUUUUAACUCGCAAAAUCGCAAACUUCCUCCGAAUUUGGACUACCGUUUCGACCGCUGUUUACCGGCAGUCAGACAACAAGGGCGGUGUGGAAGCUGCUGGGCGUUUACUGCCAUUACCCCGCUCGAGUUCUCGAAAUGCAAGAUAACCGGAAGCCCCGUUAUGUUGAGCGAGCAGCACUUGGUUGAUUGUGACACCUCCAACAACGGAUGCAACGGUGGGUGGUACAUGGACGCCUGGAAUUAUCUCAAGUCCAAAAGCGGAUCUGCAAAAAGACAACUCUACACCUACACUGGCAGGAAAGGUGCUUGCAAAUUCAAGACCUCGAUGGUCGGAGCCCAGGUAUCGACUUACGGUUACGUUCAAAGUAAUAACCCGGCAGCCAUGCAAUCAGCCCUGCAACGAUACGGUCCCCUUGCAGUUGCCAUCAAUGUCAUAAACUCGUUUUUCUCUUAUGGGGGCGGCGUGUACGACGAUCCGGCUUGUGAUGGACCGGAUGUCAAUCACGCCGUUGUACUGGUCGGAUAUGGCAAACUCAACGGAGUCGACUUCUGGGUCGUUCGGAAUUCUUGGGGGACCGGCUGGGGGAUCUCGGGCUACGGUCGAAUCCUGCGCGGUGUCAACAGAUGCAACAUUGAAUUAUAUCCCGCCUAUGUUCAAGCCGUUUAACUGAAUUGUUAUAAUUUAUUUCAUAUUUUUUCCUGGUCUGUUUCAAUAUUUAUGGAUUUGGGGUUUUGAAAAAUAAGAAUAAAUCUAUU